AUGUACGAAGGGAUUGACAACCUGAAAUCCCUUUACGACCGUGCCGGGAAGACUUUCUCCGGCGGUCCUUCUGCGGCACAGGAUGUGCCGCGUCGUACUGCUCAACCAGACCCAGUAGGUCGAUCAUCAGUUGGGAGCGGGGCUCCCAAGUAUCCCAGGACGGGGGAUAGCCGCGCCACCGGACGAGAUAACUCGUCCGAAGUCCGUUCACGUCACGGUGGUUCAACAGCUGCUCAACCAGAUAGCGCUGGCCACCACGAGAGUCCUCUAAUGGAGGUGGAGGAGGAGGGAAGACGCUAUCCACACAAUCGUGGGGAAGCGUGUGUUCCCGAGAGCUUCUUUGAUCGCGUAACGCAAGGGUUACGCGGUGAUCUCGAACAUGAGCGGGACAGACGUCUCCAGAUGGUGGACACUGCCUCGAAGCAUCGAGCUGAGUUUGCCUUUGCUCAGCUUGAGAACGAGAGAGCUCUGACAUCUCUUCGUGACGAGCUAAGGGUAGCUCGUGGGAUUGUUGAUCGGUCUCGGGAUGAGAUAGCUGCUCUUCAGACCCUUGUCGAUGCCCACUAUCGGGAGCACAAGGCUCUCUGCGAGAUGCUUGAGCGCAAGGCGUUCUUCAUCGGAAGAAGCAGCGUACUGAUGGUGGUGCAAUACACGAAAUGGGCCGAUGUACUUGGGUAG
Molecule: messenger RNA, 678 nt
Organism: Peronospora matthiolae
Lineage: Eukaryota; Oomycota; Peronosporomycetes; Peronosporales; Peronosporaceae
Source: the annotation of a GenBank genome assembly